This is a messenger RNA of Mercenaria mercenaria, 2068 nucleotides long. RefSeq names its product plexin-B-like. Gene Ontology annotation, biological process: regulation of cell migration; positive regulation of axonogenesis; semaphorin-plexin signaling pathway involved in axon guidance. The annotation marks the transcript as partial. Gene Ontology annotation, molecular function: protein binding; semaphorin receptor activity. NCBI's taxonomy places the organism in Eukaryota, Metazoa, Mollusca, Bivalvia, Venerida, Veneridae. The record is from RefSeq and is a predicted model, not a curated record. Gene Ontology annotation, cellular component: semaphorin receptor complex. The transcript is spliced from 6 exons.
GUAUGACCCUCUACCAAAAUUAUUCACUAAGGUGAGCGAUCUAGGACCAGGCAUCAUGACCCUCUUAUUGAUCAUUUCAUAAUCUAGUGUCUUCCUGUAUCUGCUGUUAAAAUAACACAAGUUAUACAGAUAACAUUGGUGCCCCUUAACUCUAGUGCAUAUAUUUUUUACAAAGAAAUUAAAAAUCCUUUUAUUUUGUUUUGGAAAUUUAUCUUUUAAAGGGAACAAUUUUGUAACUAGAUAUAUCAAAUAAGUAUCUCCUGUCAGAUAGGUAUUAUUUGUAUUUAGAUCUGUAGCUGGUUAAAACUAUACAUAUUUUAUGUUUUGGCAGAUAUUAUCUUCAAGGAAGUAAAAUGGUGCAUUGAUGAUCAUGAACGCAGAUUAAAAUCCCCAACAACGCCUGUUAUUGAGAUAAGUAUAUGUCCAGUCUAAACGGAUAUGACACAAAUAAAGAGGAAAAGAAAAAUUACACCCAAACAAGCAGUAAAGUAAUGAUGUAUAUGAAGAAAUGAAAUAAAAAGAAAAAGGGAUUGAAACCUACAUUAAGGCCAAUCAGGCAGCAACUAUACAUAGGGCAUAUUUAAACAACUGUCCCAAGGGUAAAGAUCUCCAGCAUGAAUUUGCCAGUUUACUGUUCUCUGUUUCUUCAAGUAGCUGCAGCAUUUGUGAUAGCUGCAGUCAGUGCAAAACACAACCUGAAAGAAUCAAAAAGGCUUAGUGGACCAUUGACUAACUUGGAGUUUCACAAUGACUUAAUGUAUAUCGGGGGAAGAAAUAAGAUUUACGCUUUGGAUAAAAAUCUUAAUAUAAUUUCUUCAGUAAACACAUGUGAUGGUAAAGAGCAAGAUUGUAACAAUAUAAACAAGGUCUUAGUAGUGGAUCCUACUGGAAACAGAUUAAUAACAUGUGGCACUGGAAAAGGAGGCAUUUGUGAAUUGAGAGGCUUAGAUAAUUUAAACAGUGUUCAGCCUUUACUCAUUUCAGAUCUUACUGUUUCAAUUGAUUCAGAUAAGCCUGCUGUAGGUAUGAUUACCAGCAAUGAGAAGUUUGUGUUUGCUGUUACAUUUGGAAGUGGCAUAGAAAAGAAAAUUACCAAAGUUUCCUUUGAAACAUACAACUAUGCAAUAAGUACAACAGAUAUUUUAGCACUCAGAUUAAAGAAAUGGUUAAAUCUUCAAAUUCAUGAAGAAGUUGGUCUUGAGAACUACAUCAUUUAUUACAAAAAAUGUUUACAACAUGCUGGUUUUAGUUACCUUGUUACUAAUCAGAGAAAGGAAGUUGACCGGAGCAGCUCUGAAUAUGUUUCAAAAUUCAUCAGAAUAUGUCAGAAUGAUACAGACUACAACUCAUAUGCUGAUAUUGUGAUUACUUGUGGGGAAUACAAUCUUAUUCAAGAUGCUAUUCUUGUAAAUUCAGAAAAUGGUAGUAAGAUUUUUAUGGGAAUUUUCACAAAGAACCUAGAUCCUAAUAGAAAUUCUGGAGAUAGUGUAAUUUGUGGAGUAAAAUUGGAAGAACUUGAUGAUGCAAUAGAAGCAGCAAAGAAAAACUUCUACAUAAAUGGAUGUUUUGACAAAGAUAAGACAGUACUUUACUUGCCAAAUGAGAUUGACAAAAGCGUAUGUCCAAAGAAUGAAACUCCUUUUCAACCUAUAUACUUCCACUGUGAGACAGCUGCUCCAUCAUUCAGAUAUGUGACAGACAGUAAGUCCGACGUCAAGUUUAAUAUGAUGUUCAGGUUACAUGCUGUUGACGAUACUCUCACAUCUUUGAGCAGUACUGUAUUGAAUGCUGAAAGCUCUGUAAUUUUAGCAGGAACUUCUACUGGAAAUAUAAUCAUGAUGAACUUUAGAAAUAUGUCUUUGGCAAAAUAUGACAUGAUGUCAGUGGAUAGUAGUUCAACAGUCAACCCUGUAAGAGCUAUAUAUCAAGAAGAUGAUGAUACAUUGUUUGUGAUGACCACAGACAGGAUUUCCAAAUUUGCAAGUUCUAACUGCAGUGAGUUUAAAACUUGCGAAGCUACUAUAAAAGGAAAGAAUCCUCUUUGUGGAUGGUGUGUUUACAAUAACAG